AAAUAGCAUGGCAAAUUCUUUUACCCCCAAGUCAUUGUUUCCUCAUGCUUAUAAACCCUAAAAUUUUCCACGAACAUCCCUUUUCUUCACUCACUUUCUUCCUCUCCCUUUUUUGGAGAGAAACUCAUUUGUUUUCCCUUGUCUUUUGUUCUGCUCUCGUGACUAUACAAGGGUUAUUGCCUAGUGGCACAUUGAUUUCUUCAGUUCAUACAGGGCCUGUAUAGACUGUUCAUAACAUUUGGUGGUGCCAGACACAUAUGGUAAAUUUAAUUACUAGUGAUUCAUCUCAUUCCGGAAUGAAUGAUGGCGGACUGUCUAGAUAUUCUCAGGGAAAACUUGAAGAAGGUGGUUGUUGGUACUUUUCUAGGAAGGAAAUUGAAGAGAAUUCUCCAUCUAGACAAGAUGGCAUUGACUUAAAGAAGGAGGCUUAUCUACGCAAGUCAUACUGUACAUUUCUACAAGAUUUCGGCAUGAGACUUAAAGUGCCCCAGGUAACAAUUGCUACUGCAAUAAUUUUCUGUCACCGAUUCUUUCUUCGUCAAUCCCAUGCGAAGAAUGAUAGGAGGACUAUUGCUACAGUUUGUAUGUUUCUUGCGGGGAAGGUGGAGGAGACUCCCCGUCCACUGAAAGAUGUUAUUCUCGUUUCUUAUGAAAUUAUACAUAAAAAGGAUCCUGAAGCAGUUCAGAGGAUCAAGCAAAAGGAGGUAUAUGAACAGCAGAAGGAAAUAAUUUUACAUGGAGAGAGGGUUGUACUUGCAACUCUUGGUUUUGAUUUAAAUUUGCUCCAUCCAUAUAAACCUCUUGUUGAUGCUAUAAAGAAAUUCAAGGUUGCUCAGAAUGCCCUUGCUCAAGUUGCAUGGAAUUUUGUGAAUGAUGGACUGCGUACAUCUCUUUGCUUGCAAUUUAAGCCCCACCACAUUGCGGCAGGUGCCAUUUUCCUUGCUGCAAAGUUCCUCAAAGUAAAGCUCCCAUCAGAUGCUGAGAAGGUCUGGUGGCAAGAGUUUGAUGUCACCCCACGCCAGUUGGAGGAGGUAAGCAAUCAGAUGCUGGAACUGUAUGAACAGAACCGAGUGCCCCCAUCAGCUAACAGUGAAGCUGAAGGAAGCAUUGUAGGUGGAACUUCUCAUCGGGCCACAUCAAAAGCUUCAUCUAGCAAUGAAGAACAUGUGGCACCUAAUAAUCAUUCUCAGACUGGAGGUAUUAGUACAAUACUUGGAAACUCAAAUCCAAUGUCUAGACCAGUGCAUGAGCAACCUCUUGCAGAUAGUCAUGGUGGUCCUCCAAGAACCAGCCAAAAUCAUGGUAGUUAUCAUGGAAGUGCUGAGAUGAGAAGUGCCUCAGACCACAAUAUGGAUGGUGAACCUAAAGAUGAUCUACCCUAUGAAAUAGAGACAUUGCCUUCCCAGGGAAAUUUUAGGGAAGGUCAAACCUUGAGACGAGCCUUGGAUGGGCUUGGAAAUGAAGAUCUAGAAAGGAAUGUUGCAAGAAGUGAAAUAAAAGAUUCAGGAGAAUCAAAAGAUAAACAUUUUGGUCGAAUUGGGGAGCAUAGAGAGGGUACGUUUGGUCAAUCACCCCAAGAUGCUAUUAAAAAGAUUGAUAGAGACAAAGUGAAGGCAGCUUUGGAAAAAAGAAAGAAGUCCCGAGGUGACAUGACUCGAAAAACUUACUUCUUGGAUGACGAUGAUUUAAUUGAGAGGGAACUGGAAGAUGGAAUUGAACUGGCUGCUGAAAGUGAAAAAAACAAGCAUGAUAGAAGACAAAGCUGGUCCAAGCCCUUGGACAGGGAAGAAUAUGAGAACUUGCAUCAUGGAAAGACUAUUGAUGCAAGGGACGAAAAGCAUCAUGGAAUGAGGGGACAGUUAUCUCAAAAGCCAGAUCUGAACAACAUUGAAGAUGGGGAACUGCCUGCUCCUGAUGAUAUGGACCAGGGUUUUCCCUUACCUAAGCUGAUCAACCGCAAACAUAAGGCAUCAAGCCCCCGUGACAGAAAGUUUGAGGGGAAGCAUCGGAAUGAUAAUGUGCCUGGGUCUCACCAUUAUAAUCAUCAUGAUUAUACAGAUGAUCGAAACAGGAUGAACCGGCUUGGUUAUAUGGAGAGAGAUCAUAAAAGACAUGUCCCAGAAAAUCAUGCCUGAGGUAUUAAUGUUUGCUGGAGCACUUGGUGUAAAGCUCUCUCUCACGGAUGCUGGUAACUGUUUAAACGAGAUCACAGUCCCUUUGUAUUUCCUUUGCAGUAAGUCGAAGUAAUAUAUCAGCUGUUGGAGGAUUCUGUUCUGAAAGGAUGAUUCUAGUGAGGUCUGAGCCCUAUAGCAUCUAUCUUAUAGUUGAUGGUUGGAUUAAACUCUUCCACGUAAUUUAUAAGAAUGGAAGCGAGGUUUUUGGAUGUUCUUAAUUGUGCUUUCCUUUGAUCUUCUUGUAGAAUACUUGGGAUCAUUAUCCAUGUACAAAAACGACGACGAUGAUAAUCUAGCAAUCAUAAUGGUUUUAGAUUGCA
Messenger RNA from Populus euphratica (Euphrates poplar), 2494 nucleotides. Its product is annotated as cyclin-T1-3-like. The transcript has 8 exons. Bases 258 to 2135 code for a protein of 625 amino acids. Lineage: Eukaryota; Viridiplantae; Streptophyta; Magnoliopsida; Malpighiales; Salicaceae. Gene Ontology annotation, biological process: regulation of transcription by RNA polymerase II. Gene Ontology annotation, molecular function: cyclin-dependent protein serine/threonine kinase regulator activity. The record is from RefSeq and is a predicted model, not a curated record.